This is a messenger RNA of Penicillium maclennaniae, 1209 nucleotides long. Its product is annotated as mitogen-activated protein kinase Hog1. Gene Ontology annotation, cellular component: nucleus; cytoplasm. Lineage: Eukaryota; Fungi; Ascomycota; Eurotiomycetes; Eurotiales; Aspergillaceae. Gene Ontology annotation, molecular function: MAP kinase activity; ATP binding. The record is from RefSeq and is a predicted model, not a curated record. Gene Ontology annotation, biological process: osmosensory signaling pathway; stress-activated MAPK cascade; protein phosphorylation. The transcript is spliced from 9 exons. The coding region runs from base 1 to 1209 and encodes 402 amino acids.
AUGUCGGACUUCUCGUGCACAUCAGUGAUGGGAGUGAACUUUGAACUGACUGCAAGGUACUCAGAACCACAGCCGGUGGAGCUAGAUGCCUUUGGGCUCAUGUGCUCCGCAAAAGACGGUAUUUUGCACCAGCUAGUCGCCAUCAAAAAACUCACAAAGCCAUUUGGUUCCGCUAUGCUGGCGAAGCAAGCUCUUCGUGAAGUCAAACUUUCAAGACAUUUACGACAUGAAAAUAUUAUCGGUCUUGUGGACGUAUUUAUAUCACCCAAGGAAGACCUAUACAUUGUCACGGACCUUAUGUGGACCAACCUUCAAAGACUCAUUGAGAAAGGCCCCCUUGACAAUGAUUUCUCCAAAUAUUUUCUCUAUCAGAUACUGCGAGGAUUAAAAUACGUUCAUUCGGCGGGCAUCAUUCACCGUGAUCUCAAGCCGAGCAGUAUACUCAUCGAUGAAAAUUGCGACCUGCGAAUCAGCAACUUUAGUCACGCUCGACUGCGGGAUCAUCAGAUGACAGGCUAUGUCUCCACAAGAUAUUAUCGCGCUCCAGAAAUUAUGCUCACAUGGCAGGAAUACACGGAGAAGGUAGAUAUUUGGAGCACGGGCUGCAUAUUUGCAGAAAUGCUACGAGGCGCCCCUUUAUUUCCGGCUACCAGCCAUGCCGAUCAGUUUACGUUAUUCGUAAAUCUCUUGGGUAACCCUGAAGAGCGCAUCGUGGACACGAUCAAAAACAGACACACAAGGUUGUUUGUUCAGUCUCUGCCCAAGUGCAAAUGUGAACCUUUCGUUGAUAUUUUCCCGGACCUCAACCAAGAUGCAAUGGAACUUCUCGAAGAAAUGCUGUAUUUCGAUGUGGAAAAGAGGACCAACGCGCGGGACGCGCUGUCUCAUCCAUAUCUGGCAACUUACCACGAUCCUGAAGACGAGCCAGUAGUCAAGAUACCAUUUGACUGGAGUUUUGAUAACGCCGAGGUAACGAUUGAAACCUGGAAAGCCGCAAUAUACAAGGAAGUUGUUCUCUUCCGUCAGCAGGCUCUCCGAUCUCGACGCUCGGUCAACUUUCGCAGUGCGAUCAUCCAGGCAUCCAAGGACCACGUGGUGAGCGCAAUCACCCCAGUGACAACAGACACGGAGUCGGAUGAGAUUUCACUUCUCGGGGACGGGAAAUUUGAUGAUGUACUAUCUUCCUUUUGUAAUGAUUUUAAUUCAUGA